AGUCAAGAAAGAGCAGCUGUUCGUAUAAGUACCUAUUUUUUGGUCGCGUCUUAUCUACGCGAAAACAGCGAAUCUCGCUUCUUAUCGCCGCGGCGCGAGUGCGAAACGCCGUCUGUGCAUAUACAAGUGUAUUAAGUGUGUAUCUAUCAACAAGUAUGUCGAAACGGACGGCCAGUAGUACUGCGAUUGCCGCCUCGACGAGGCAACCGCGGCCGAUAACCGCUUGGCUCAAAGAGAACAAGAGCAAGAAGGAGAAAGAGGCGAAGGAAAACAGUGAUGAGAGCGAAUCCAAAAAGCUCAAACCUACUCUGAGAGUACAGCUUGAACUACUUGAUGAGAAUAUUUUGAAAAAGGUCCAAGCGAAUAAUGAACCAGUGAAAAAUCAGUCUCAGAAUAAACAGGAUUUGCAAGAAAACAAGAAAGAAGUACAGCCUUCAGGUCUUAGACGGUCAGCUAGAAAACUCCCACCGGGUGAAAAGCCAAUAGAGAAACCAGUUCCAAGAGAACCAGAUAUUGAAGAUCUGCCUCCAAUUUUAUUUAAGGGGCGGAUAAAUUAUGUUAGUGAAUUUCAUGAUUGUGCCCGUGUCUGUGAUACAUUGUUAACUCAAGUUGAAAAUAGUAAAGAUCGUGUUGUUGCAAUUGGCUUUGACUUGGAAUGGCCAUUUAGCUUUCAGACUGGAAGUGGAAAAACUGCCUUGGCUCAGAUUUGCUUGAAUGAAAAAGAGUGCCACUUAUUACAUAUAUACAAUCUUAAAAAAUUACCCGCAAGCUUGAUUGCACUACUAAGUCACUCUAAAGUCAAACUUGUUGGAGUUAAUAUCAAGAACGAUGUUUGGAAAUUGACAAGAGAUUUCAAAGAAUUUCCAGGACAGAAAGUUGUUGACAAUAAUUGUCUAGACUGCGGCCCAUACGCAAAUUCAGUUCUAAAUAGAUCUUGCCGCUGGAGUUUGGAACGCUUGACAGCAUAUUUGUUGAAAAAACGAAUAAGUAAAGAUUCAUCUGUACGAAGAAGUAAAUGGCAUAUUCAGCCACUGAGUGACAAACAAAAAUUGUAUGCUGCCACUGAUGCUUAUGUCUCAUUACUUCUUCACCUGACAAUAGAGCAGCAAGAAGUCCUGAAUCAGGCAAGAUUAGAGGAGCAAGAAGAAGCAGCGGUGGCGGUGUUUUUUUCGUAAUAUCAAGUUCAGAAUCUCUCUUUAAAAAUUAAUCGUAACGAACGAACAAAUCUACAAGUACAAAUGAAAUUAUUACAAUGAGAGUCAAUUAUCAAAUUUACUGAGUAUCGGCAAGAAAACGUAUUUUCAAUAUAAAAGAUGACCUCAAGAUUAGUCAAAGUUUUUUGGGCAGGCCGCCUGAGUUACGGGGCUGGCCUCCAGCUACAGAAAUCUCUCGUUCAACGCCACCGGGACCGACACUUGUACGACACUCCGAAUAGCGUGGUACUUUUGGAACACAAUCCGGUCUACACGGUUGGCAUUCGAAACAAAGGUUAUGACGAGGAAGACGAAUCUCGUCUGCGUGCUCUCAACGCGGAUUUCUACCGUACGAAUCGCGGAGGCCUUGUUACUUUUCACGGACCUGGUCAACUAGUAGCGUAUCCAGUAAUCGAUUUAAAAGAGUUUCGUACGAACGUACGUUGUUACGUAUCGCAAAUCGAAAAAACGAUUAUUCGACUUUGUGCAGAAUUUGGAUUAAAAGGGGAAACGUCACCUGAUACCGGAGUGUGGAUAGAAGACAGAAAAAUUUGUGCUAUUGGAAUUCAUGCCAGUCGGUAUGUCACAAGUCACGGAUUUGCGCUAAAUUGUAACACAGACCUGAGGUGGUUUGAUCACAUAGUGCCUUGCGGAAUUGAAGAAAAGGGAGUGACAAGUUUGAGCAAAGAGUUGUCUGCCAAUGUCAGGAUAGAAGACGCCAUACCAGUGUUCAGGAGAGCCUUUGCAGACGAGUUUGAAUGUGAAGUAAUAGAUAUGAAGAGUGAAGAAAUCUCAGAGGCUCUGAAAGAGUGCAGAAACCCUGCAAGUGUAGCUACAGAGAGCACUUCUGCUGCAGCUUCUAGUACUUGCUGAAAUGACAUAUUUUUUUCAAAGAGACAGUAAAAAGUAACAAAAAAUUUUAUUUUUUUCUAGUGAAACGCAAUAAAAUUAUUUUAAGCUUUUAUAAAAAUAUACAUUUUUUAUUUUUGAUUAACAAGAAACCAAAUGUUAACCCAAUGAACUACUGUUUUAAGUGUAUUUUGUACUGUAACUAAGUACUGAUCUAUACAUCGCAUUAAUUUGUUUUAAUAUAAAUAAAGAUUGAGUUAUACAAUAAUGAAGUUUAA
Messenger RNA from Nasonia vitripennis (jewel wasp), 2320 nucleotides. It is a transcript of the gene WRNexo, whose product is annotated as WRN exonuclease. The record is from RefSeq and is marked validated. Gene Ontology annotation, biological process: nucleobase-containing compound metabolic process. NCBI's taxonomy places the organism in Eukaryota, Metazoa, Arthropoda, Insecta, Hymenoptera, Pteromalidae. The transcript has 8 exons. Gene Ontology annotation, molecular function: 3'-5' exonuclease activity; nucleic acid binding. Bases 156 to 1175 code for a protein of 339 amino acids.